CCUAUCGCCAGAUAUCAAAGUCCAUGCUGGAAAGGGGCCAUGAAUGGGAUGUGGUGCAGUGCAGAGUUAAAGUAAAGGAGCUGCGGAGUGCCUAUUGCAAAGCCUGCAAGGGAAACCACCGCUCAGGUGCUGCCCCCCACGACCUGCUGUUUUUACAAGGAGCUGGAUGCGAUACUUGGGGGUGACCCCACUGCCAAUCCAAGGACCAGGAUGGACAGUUCAGAGGAGGGGGAGGGGGUAGAGGAAACUGAGAGUGAGGGUACUGGGGUGGAGGGAGACACCCCGGAGUCCCAGGAGGCAUGCAACCAGGAGCUCUUCUCAAGCCAGCAGAAAGCUAGCCAGUCACAGCAGCUGGAACUUGGUGAAGGACAAGCAGAGGAGCGGGUUCCGGUGUCCUUGAAUAGUACCAGUAAUCCCCCAUCCCUAUCACAGACUGCUGAAAAGCUACAGAACCUGAGGAGGAAACCAAGAAAAAGUAAAGAAGAUUUGGUGAAAGCAGUUAUGAAUCAGUCUGCCAGAGAGAGUAAGAGGCUGCAGGACUGGAGAGAAAAAAUUCAGCAGUGGAGGGAAACAGAAAGCAGGAGAAAGGAACUGGCUAAGAAGAAAAGCACAAAGCAGCUGAUAAGCCUCCUUGCACACCAAACAGAGUGUAUGCAGUCACUCAUAGGCAUGCAGGCAGAGCACUGCCGUGCUGCCACCCCCAUCCCAAUGCUCUCUCCCUUGUGCCCCAAUGUCAGCUCAAAACCCCCUUCUCCAGCAUCUAGGUUCUUACCACCACCAGCUGCUCCCAACACUUGUACAUUCACCUACCAGCCCUGAGAACUACAACCCUUAACCUCUGCACUCAACCCCCAUCACCAUGCAGCAUUUUCAUCCUGAAGUGCAGCAGUCAUUGCACAGCACUCCAGGCAGGACAUAUUCAAACCUCUGACUGUACAGUUCACCACCCUACCCCCCCCCACCCGUCCUUUUACUUACUGUCUUUUCAAUAAAUGAUUUCUUGGCUUUUAAA
Gopherus flavomarginatus (Mexican gopher tortoise) is the source of this 1012-nucleotide messenger RNA. RefSeq lists its product as uncharacterized. Lineage: Eukaryota; Metazoa; Chordata; Testudines; Testudinidae. The transcript is spliced from 2 exons. Bases 211 to 819 code for a protein of 202 amino acids. The record is from RefSeq and is a predicted model, not a curated record.